AUUUAUCUGCUUUAAUGAAUGGAAUUGAAAUGUUAUCAUUUCUACCAAAUCCAAUUUAAACAUAACCAUAACUAAAUUUGUUAAGCAAUAGAUAAUAGGAGAAUUCAAGUAGGAAGAUAAAAUAUAAUGCAAAUAAUCCUAUAACAGUAGAUGAUGAUGAACCAGCUUAAACUAUUAAAAAAUGUUAUAAUUCAUAAUGUAAGAAUGUUGGAGAUAAGAAAAUUAAAUCUAAAAGGAAUGAUAUAUUAUUCUUUUGUGAUAAAUGUUGUAAAUUAUAUAAUAAAGGAAAUUAUUGUGAUUUUUGUGAAUAAGUAUUACUAUCCUAAUUUUAUUUAUUUAAGGUUUAUGGCUCUUAUGAUGAUGAAGCUGGUUGGAUUUAAUGUGAUUAAUGUUAAAAAUGGGUAUAAUAUAUUAAUAAUAAUAAAAAUAGAAUCACAUUACUUGUGAAUAAAAAUAUAGAAAUUAAAAUAUUGAAAAUGAAUCAGAAACUACUCCUUAUCAUUGUUUAGAUUGUUCCAAAAAUAUUAAGAAAACAAAACCAUUGAAAAUAUCUGAUGAAUUUAUACCUCCAAAAUAUCAUCCUAUACAUGAAUAAGAGGAUUGUAAAAAUAAAGAAAAAAAUAUUACAUUUGUAGCUACAAAAGACAAUAAAAUAUAAUAUAGUAAAAUAUAUAUAUAUAUUAAAUAAUUAGCAUACAGAUUAAACUUAUUUGAUGAUGAAAUUAAAUUAGAUUUAGAUCUACUUCGAAAUUCGAUUAAAAAGACUAAAAAAAUAUAAUUAACAUCUACUCCUCCUCAUGUAUUACAAUAAAAUGUAAUAUCGUCUUAAUAAUAAAGUUAGUUAUUGUAAUAGUAAUAAGAAGUAAGUAUUCAAUUCUAAUGAAAAAACUUAGGAAUAAUCAUAAUUGAGUAGUAGAAGUUUGAGAAGAAGAAUUAAUUAGAGAUUAAAUUAUAGAGAUUUAGUUGGGGAACAUUGA
This is a messenger RNA of Paramecium primaurelia, 977 nucleotides long. NCBI's taxonomy places the organism in Eukaryota, Ciliophora, Oligohymenophorea, Peniculida, Parameciidae. The record is from the annotation of a GenBank genome assembly.